Molecule: messenger RNA, 6101 nt
Organism: Eupeodes corollae
Lineage: Eukaryota; Metazoa; Arthropoda; Insecta; Diptera; Syrphidae
Product: putative mediator of RNA polymerase II transcription subunit 26
Exons: 5
Coding region: 869-4717 (1282 amino acids)
Source: RefSeq, a predicted model, not a curated record
UAGAGUUUCGGCCAAAGGCUACAGUGAAUUUUCUUCGACUCCAAAUUUUCAAGAAAAAUUCUCACAUUCAAGUUAAAAAAUCUAGCAUAAAUAAAUUCUUGUUUAAAAAACUAACCAAUGUGGACAUAUAAUAUUGUGAAUAACUUGUAAAUAUCUAUCGCUCAAAUGGAAAAGUAAAUUUCAGCAUCCCCAGAAUCUACUCGCUCUGUGUGGAUAAAAAAAAUUAAAUAUUCCUGACGAUUUUUUUUCUGUUCAUUCUUUGCCUAUUUCUGUUUUGUGCCGUUGCCGUUGUCGUCGUCGUCGUCUUCGUCGUUUGUGUCUAGUGAGGCUUCGACUUCCCUCCAAAGAAAAAAACUCAUAAGGCCAAGAAUCUAUGGCAAAUUUGUGCUUCUAUGGUGGUGUACUGCUGCUGCCUCUAGUGCCUGGCCAGUGGAUCUAGAACAAGCUAAAACUUGUUUAUAAAAAAGCUAUGAUUUAGGUUUCUGUUUUUAUUUUUCUUCGUUUUAUGUUUUAUUUGUUUGUUGUUUGUGUGCUCUGUGCUCCACUUGGCACUGUUGACUCAAAAUUGUGUAGCAUUAAGAGUAGCAGUCAAGUCUAAAAGACAAGAAAAAAACAAUAAACUUUUUGGUGGGAUAAAAACUGUUACGUAUUCUCUUGUCGAAGUCGAAGAAAUAAAAGAAGUAAAGCAAAACAUGGCAAAGUGGAGAGUUGAUUAGAAAAAAAAGAGAAACUAAAAGAAAUUAGGAAGCAGGCAAAAAAAAAAAACAGAAACAAAAUUGUGAAUUUAGUUGUGUUCGUGUUGGCAUUUCCUGGAAAGUAGCGCGUUAGCCAAAAACUUGAAUUUCUUAAAACAAUUAUUAAUGCAGAAAUGAGUUACAGCCAGAAACAAGGUCCAAGCGGUAACAGUGGUAGUGCUCCGAGCAAUCAGGCAUCGCAGCAAGCUGCCAAGGCGCUAGCUGGUAUUCAGCAGCAAAUGCAGAACCUGGUGCACGGACAGAAUGCACUACCACAAUCGUCACAGGCGGGUCUCAAUGCAUUCUUAACGCAACAGCACUAUGAGCUGCUGAAGCAACAACAGCAGCAGUUGCUAAUGUCUAAUCCCCAGCUGCAGCAGCGCUUUCAGCAGCAAAUGCAGCAAAGCAAGGAUCGUGGGGAGCCCCUGGCACUGACUCGAACGCCCGCUGCCGCAGACUUGCUCAACAAAACUUACCAGCAGCAUCAUCAGCAGCAAUCCAAUGGAAACAACGCAACGGCUUCAUUGGCGACUGUCAAUCAGUUCCAGCAGCAAAUGCAGGCAGCCAAUUUGAUACAACAGUUACAUGCAUAUCAGCAGUUUCAACAGCAGCAGCAACAACAGCAACAGCAGCAACAACAACAACAGCAGCAGCAACAACACCAUCAACAACCACAGCAGUCCCAUCACCAGCAGCAGUCGUCACACCAGUUGCAACAAAAAAGUCAUGCCCAAGCGGCUUUGGCGAGUGCUUCGGCAAUGCAAAGCGGUAAACAGCAACACAAUCAACAAAUGCAGCAGUCCCAAUAUGCCCAGAAGUAUAAUAUACCAGCUGCCGCCCACAGCAAGUCGUCUUUGGGUGGAGUGGGUAUCCCUCCGCCACCCACGGCCCUUGCCAAUCAGUUAAAACCACCUAAUCUUCCCCCCAGUACCCAGAUAACUCCGAUCCCUUCACCGCAGCACGUAUCAUCAAACAAUAAUCUAUCGUCAAAAAGCUCAUCUUCGUCGGCCAAACAAGUGCCCCCAUCGAUUUCGCUGUUGCCAGCUAAACAACCGCCGGUAUCACUUCCGAAUGCUCCAGUUGCAGCUCACCUGCAUCACCACCUGCAGAACAAGGUGCCACCAAUUUCGAUUCCAAACCAAUACACCAAUCCCGCGGUCAAUAAAGGCCCAUUGGUGAGUGCGAUCCCUCCACCUUUUCCUUCGCACUAUCAGAAAAUGAGUAGUCAAUCACAGCCUCAGCCAAUGCAGCAAACCCCUUCACCGGCAAACUCUUUUACUGCUGCAGCAAUGCAUGAACAGCAAGAACCAAAAUUGCAAACAAGUGCUGUGCCCUUGACUAAACAACAAACACAGCAUCAGCAACAACAGCAGCAGCAGCAGCACCAUCUUCAGCGACCACCGCCAUCAUCUUCGUCGUCGUCGAGUAUUGUUUCUAUAUCGAGUUCGCCAGCUAAAGCGCCCAUUGUAAGCCAGGCUAAUCCAGAACAAGUAGCUUCUUUGAUACCUUUACUUCCACACACUAAGGAACCGACUGAUGAUGUAGUAAAGGCCACUCCCUCACCACCGGCGGCAGCAGCAGCAGCAGUAGUAGUAGUUCCGCCACCUGCACCAGCAACACUUCCAACGCAAGUACCGGAGCCCAAGUUGAAUUCACCUGAUCCGGCACCGCCGAUAAAGAAACCAAUUGAAACAGGUGUCAAUAGUUCAGUGGAAACAUCGCCCGUUCGGCCAAUCAAUGAACCAGAGUCAACAUCUCCAACAGAUCUAGAAGCCAAAAACGGCAAUAGAGUUGAUGAGGUGACGAGUGUAAGCGUUGCUCCAGAAGUCUUGCUUGUAACCACAAAAACACCUGCUGUGGAAGCUCCAGUCGAGGUUUUGCCUCCAUCAGUUGAAACAAAUCAGACAAAAGUUGACAAACCAGAAGAUAACAAAAAUAUACAAGAACUUUGUUCAAAACCCAGGGAAAAAAUGGAAAACCAACAACAACAACAUACACCAGGCGAUGAGAAAAAGAGCUGCAAUCCUCCUUCAACAGAAACCCCACAUGACACAUCUGAUGAAAAAUCUAAACCAUCUGCAGAAGAAGAAAGUCCAGCAAGUGAUCUCUCGUCCACAGAAGUCAAUAAAUCAAAUGACACUUCAAAUAAUACAUCCUCAUCUAGUGACGAACAACAGUCAAGUGAUUUGAUCAAGCCCCAAGAUAUUGUAGAUGCACCAGCUCCACCAGCUGAAAAAAACAACAAACAAGAAGAAAUAGUCGAAAUUCAACCACCACCAAAAGACAAAGAAGAAAAUGAAACAAAAUCACCAGUAGAAACAGUUCUAGAAAUCCCAGAUAAAUGUGAGAAGCCCGAAACAGCUACCGCCUCGGCUAACGCAACCGAACCCGAAACAGUUGUUAUCGUUGAAAAAUCUGGGGCUAAAGUUGAAAAAGACGAUAAAAAACAUGUUGAAAAGGCAAAGGUCGAAAAACCAGUUGCCAAAGCUAAUCAAUCGGAAAAACCAUUAGCAAAAUCAAAAUCUCCAAGGCAGUCGAAAUCAGUGGCUGCUGCCGCAAUUUUAGCAGAGGCUUCCGGGCAGACAUCUAGCGAAAAGAAAAAAGAUUCUUCAGCUGUUAAAUCAAAAACAAAAAUCGAAAAAGAAGUCGCUCUCGCCCACUCUCCAUCACCGACAAAACCCGCCGAAAAGGCUGAUAAGAAAAAACCUCUUAAUAAAACUAAAAAAUCAAAGGCAUUAACAACAACACCGUCUACGCCUAGCGAUCGCAAGAGCCAACGUCAUCGUCUAAAAACUAUAUUGUAUCAGAGUCCGUUGCCUGAAUUGGCUUUCAUAACAAAAUUGUCGGCCAGCGAAGCUUCCAACUCGCCCAAGCCACACAUGUCAAAUGAGGACAAGUUGAUUGUUUUCUACAAGAACGAGUAUAUGGCAGUGCGUAAUGCUGAAGGCAGUUUCUUCCUUUGUCAGACUCUGCAAAACGUGUACCGAUCGUCGCCUCGCAUAACCAUUCGUUGGUUAUCGGAGGACAAAAAGGACAACACUGUUUUUAUACCAGACUUUUACGAUCACACAGAUAUUGAAUGUGUCUUGACGACUGUGGACUUAAAGAAAAUCGAGAAGGGUCAUCUUAGAUUACCCGAAGCAGAAAAAGCUCGGAUCGAGAAUAUUUUGAAAAAAGCAAUAGAUGUUGAGAAGGGAAUAGUUCCCAGACCCGAUGUAACUGAGGAAAAUCCCGAUGGCUUGGAUAUUUCGUUAUACAAAGAUGAAUCUCAAAUAGAAAAGAAAUUAUCGCAAAGUAGUUCUAGAAAAAGGGGACGUUCUGCAAGAAUUCGUAGUCAAAGCAAAACUAAGUCACCAUCUAAGAAGAAGAAGUCGAUGUUGAUAAAAAAGAAGAAAAGGAAAAACUACGAUGGUAAUGAAAGUAAUACAACCGAUGAAGAGAGUGAAGAGGAAGGCGAUGAUGACGAUGAUUCGGAUGUUGAUAUGGAAUACAAGCCUACCAGUAGCCGCAAAAAAUCUGCUCAGAGCAAUGCAACACAAAGUACCAAGUCACUAAGGGCUCAAAGAUCGCCACUUGCUAGAGCGCGUGCAGCUUCUCCAUUAACCCCGACUACGUCCAGAUCCAAAACAUCCGUGCCUGAAAAGAACGAAAAUCCCACAUCAGCGUCUUCAGUGAAUAGUAGAAACGAUCGAGCUCUCAAACGAAGAGCCGUAGAAGGUACCAAUACCAAGGCAGAGAUUUCAACAAAAAAAUCAACAGCGGUAGCUCCUCAAAAAACAACUAAAGCAGUAGGAGUAGACAAAAAUUCUAGUAAAUCAGAAGGAUCUGCUGAAGAAGAUUCUCCAAAAUUGGAGAACAAAACCGCUGUAGUAGCGGCAACAUCAACCAAAAAGAUUCGAACUGGUGGAGCAGCUACAAUAACACCACCAACAGCUCCAACCCCAUCAACGUCUGGAACCCGACCAACCAGAAGUCGAAAGUAAAAUUAUAGCAUUUUUCUAGCCUUUCCCUCCGUUAUAUCAAUUCCCCCCAAUUUAAGAAUAGCCACAUUUAGAACAACUUUAGUCCCUUAACACACAACCACAUAUGUAAACUCUCUUUUAAAGAUUUAAGAACAUAAAAAUUAGAUAAGAAAAAAGUUAGCGAGCACCUUAAUAAGAAGAAAUUAAUAACCUCAUCAAAGAGGCAGCUAGAAACGACAAGAUAAUUAAAAUUAAGGAGGCAAUGAGAACGACGCGACGUGACGGGCGAAGAGUGCUAAAAACAUUUAAAUCACUUAAGCAUUAUUAGAGUAUUAUAAGUAGUUGAAAGUGGUGAGCGCAAUCUUUUGAUUUUAAAACAGGUUUUGUUUCUGCAAUCGUUUUUUUUUUCUUACUUCUUUGUUAAAUUUUAAACUUGACAUAAAACAUUGAAUAAUUAUAUUAAAAGUUUGUUUAAGCAUAUCUGCUCAGUUUAUAAGAAUAAUAUUCAUACUUCCCCCUUUUUUUUGAAUAGAUAACAGUUUUUUGUAAUCUUUAUACAUUUUUGUGUAGAAUUUAUUAAUAACCGGACCCUUCACUCACUAAAAUAAAACUUAAAAUUAUACAUAAUAAAACAUAAACAUUAUUAUUAUAAGAAAAAGUAUUUGUUAAGCUAUACAAUUUUAUUGUACAUUUUCGAAUUAAUGUACAAAAAGUAACAACAACAAAAACAAAAAAAUAUUAACAAAAUUUGUAUGAUUUAUUUUGUAUUCUUUUGGGGUAAAGUAAAAUAAUUAUAUACAUAUAUAAAAAUAAAAUAUAUAUCAAGCAUAUAUUUUUCAUUAGUUUAGGCUUAUAUAAUACAAACAAAAUUCUUAUAUAGAUUUAUAAUAUAAAAACAAACCGAUAAACAAUUUUAAAAAGAGAGAUAAAUAAUAAUAAAAAUGAAAAGAAAAAACGCCAUUUGUGGCACAAAACAAAAACAAAUUUAAUAAAAAUCUUAGUUUCUUCUUAAAAAAAUUAAAGUAAAAUCAUCAAAAUAAAAUUAAAACAUAAAAUCUAAGAUAAAACAUUUAAAUAAACAAACUUUUGAGGAAGUGGUAGUAGUUAUCGUUUAAAAUUUAUAAUUAAACAGAGAUUAAAUGCAAUAUUUCUGAGCUGUAUUGUUUUAUUUUAUGUCCUUUCUUUUGAAUAAUAAUAAAUAAGAACAAAUUGAUUUUAAUUUAAGUUUGUGAAAUAAACCGUAAGCAAAUACAAUUAACAUUAACAUUAAUACCAUACUAAAGCAUGCGUAAACAAAUAAUAUAAAACAAAGUCUAAUAAUGUUUCACAAACAAGAAAGUGUUUUAAGAAAAUAAAGAAUUAAAUUCAUUUUGAAAUUAAAAAAGUAUAUAUAUAUGUAUAUGAA